UUUUGUUUCCGGGUCUUGGCGCGCUUUGGCGGAACGCAGUUAGCAUUUUUAGCAUGUUUGGAUGUGUUAACGUGCUACGAUCUGAGUGAAGAUGUUAGGAAAAUGUAAAUAAGAGAAAAGGCUUCAGAGUUUAGUUCUCUGUUCUUUGACUCUACGAUCUGUGGAAAAUGUCCAGAUUUCAGGAACUUAAAGAUUUAUUCAAACAGCGGCUGAUAAAUGCGGCUCGCGGUGAUCUGUUUGGACAUUUCGAGAGAUCGAUAUCUGGAGUUGAAAAGGAGAUCGAUCACAAACGGAAACUGCUGGAUAUGGUUUUAAACCCCGACAUGAAGCUGCAGAGAGCAGAGCGUCCUGCACACGUCCAGCAGCCGUUGGAGAGUAAAGAAGAGGUUCCCCCUGAGCAGCAGGAGUGGAGCUCCAGUCUGGACCAGGAGGACCCAGAGCCCCCACACAUUAAAGAGGAACAGGAGGAACUCUGGACCAGUCAGGAGGGAGAGCAGCUUCAAGGUCUGGAGGAGGCUGAUAACACCAAGUUUACAUUCACUCCUGUCCCUAUGAAGAGUGAAGAUGAUGAAGAGAAACCUCAGUCCUCACAGCUUCAUCAAAGACAAACUGAACAAACAGAAGCUGAUGGAGAGGACUGUGGAGGAUCAGAACCAGAUCCAGAUAGACAUUUACAACCUGAUACUGAUGACAAGACUUUAGACUUUUCUGCGACUGAUACUGACGACAGUGAUGAAUGGAAGGAGACGAGCGAGCCUCAGCCAGGUUUAAAGUCUCCUACGAGUUGUAACACUAGCAAGAAAUCAUAUAGCUGCUCUGAGUGUGGUAAACAAUUUAGCAAAAAGGGAAACCUGAUCAUACACCGGAGAAUCCACACCGGGGAGAAACCUUUCAGUUGCUCAGUUUGUGGUAAAUCUUUUACUCAAAAAUCAGUUCUGGACUACCACCUGGACACUCACACAGGAGAGAAAUCAUUCAGUUGCUCAGUGUGCAGUAAACGUUUUAUUCAAAAAGCAAAGCUGUUGUACCACAUGAAAACUCACACAGGAGAGAAACCGUUUAGUUGCUCAGUUUGUGGUAAAACAUUUAUACAAAGAGGAUAUCUAACAUACCACAUGAAAACUCACACAGGAGAGAAACCGUUUAGUUGUUCAGUCUGUGGAAAAAAAUUUAUAUACAGGGCAUCUAUAACAUAUCACAUGACAACCCACACAAGGGAGAAACAGUUCAGUUGCUCAGUUUGUGGUAAAAGAUUUGUAUUCAAGGAGUCUGUUAGGACACAUAUGAGAAUUCACACAGGAGAGAAACCCUUCAGUUGCUCAGUCUGCGGUAAAAGAUUUGUAUGCAAGGGGUCUCUUACAGCACAUAUGAGAAUUCAUACGGAAGAGAAACCCUUUAGUUGCUCAGUUUGUGGUAAAUCCUUUACUCAAAAAUCAGGUCUGGGCAUGCACCUCAAAACUCACACUGGAGAGAAACCAUUCAGUUGAUCACUUUGUGGUACAAAAAGUACAAUUUAGCUGUAGAGUAAAGUCAGAGUAAAGUCACAGCUCCAUCACCAAAGCCUCCCCAUGAGAGAAGAAGAAACCACUGAUUUCCUGCCUUUUACCCUCUGAAGGCCCCACAUAUAUAAGGAUAAUGUAUGACAACAUUUAGUAGCUCUGAUCGACAAAAUUGAACCCAGGACUGGGUGUCCAGAUGGUCACACCCUGCAGAUGGACAUGAACACACAUUUAGUUAGCUAAUUUUUGUGGGGAAGGAUUUGCAACACAAGGAGAUCUGAUAUGACGCAUAUCCGUCCAUACAGAAGAUAAACUGCACAGUGAGCAUUUUACAGAAAGAGGAAGUCUGAGCCAACACAUGGCAUCACAUUCAGAAACACAUGCCAGAAAAAUAGACUAUCAGUAGUGCAGCAAACCAUAUAUAGUUGCUAGUAUGGCAAGCGUGAUCAUACACUGGAGAAUUCACACAAGGGAGAAACCUCUCAGUUGCUCAGUUUGUGGUAAAAGGUUUGUUUGCCAGGCGUCUCCUGGGAAACAUAAUAGAAUACACACAAGAGAAAAAAAACCCUUUAGUUGCUUAGUUUUUAGUAAAUCUUUUACUCAAAAAUCAGGUCUGGACAUCCACCUGAAAACUCACACUGGAGAGAAACCAUUCAGUUGCUUAAUAUUGUAGUUUAAGAGGAAUUAUGCAACAGAUGGUAUUCCACUCAGGGAUAAAACCAUUCAGCUGCAGUGACUGACAAAACAUUCUCUCGGCUGCAGGAAAGUAAAACUGGCUUUAAUGGAAAGGACUAUGGAAGAUCAAAACAAGCCAAGACAUUGGAUCCUUAUAGACCUUCAAAACCAGAUACUGAUGACAAGACCUCAGACUGAUCUGAACCCAACAAUGAUGACAGUAGUUUUUGGACGCGGAUGAGAAAAAGUCAGAUUUAAACUCUAUGAAAAGUGACAUUGAAAGUGAUGCUGACAAGGCUUCAGAGUCUUUUAACCUUCAUAGUGAUGACAGUCUUGACUGAUUUUUGGAAGGACUCUAAAAAAUAAUGGGGAAUGAAACAACUUGGAAACCUCACUUUGAGUUUCUUACUAUUACUUGAACUAGAUAUGUAAACGUUUCUGUUUGAUUCAACCCAAAUUGGGCUUUUAUUUUGUUGUAAUAAAGGAAGAAUGUUAUUCAUUUUUAUCUGUUUUGGAUUGGAUGGUGACUCCGUGGAUAUACAUACAUUAUACUCACUGAUGUUGAAACGGGAUCCUGCCUACCAUUCAUCUUAUUUUGAAUGUUGUAUCACAUGUUCAUCACUGUGAUCUGUACAGGUUAACACAGUGGACCUCACUAAAACAUCGGGGAACAUUCAUCUGAUUUCUGGUGGUUCCUCUGCAGAGGACAAUAAAACGAAAACUUGAAACUUU
Messenger RNA from Thunnus maccoyii (southern bluefin tuna), 2906 nucleotides. RefSeq names its product gastrula zinc finger protein XlCGF57.1-like. Lineage: Eukaryota; Metazoa; Chordata; Actinopteri; Scombriformes; Scombridae. The record is from RefSeq and is a predicted model, not a curated record. Gene Ontology annotation, biological process: regulation of transcription by RNA polymerase II. Bases 168 to 1487 code for a protein of 439 amino acids. The transcript has 2 exons. Gene Ontology annotation, cellular component: transcription regulator complex; PcG protein complex. Gene Ontology annotation, molecular function: DNA-binding transcription factor activity, RNA polymerase II-specific; RNA polymerase II cis-regulatory region sequence-specific DNA binding.